GAAGUUAUCUCAUCCUCCUCAGCGAGAGCAUUGUGGGAAAGCGCGGCUGCUCCAUUUGGAGUAAAAUGGCACCGGUAGACUACACGAUAUGUGGAUUAGCUGUAGUUAUUUUCGCUAGUUGGUGCAUAAAUUGGCUUCUACAUAUAUUUGCAAUCGUAUAUGGAAAAUGGAGGUUAUCUCACAAGCUUCCCCCGUAUGUAGCAGAAGAGCUUCCAGCAGUAUCAAUUUUAAAACCUUUAGUUGGAGUAGAUCCACAUUUAUAUGAAAAUCUAGAAACAUUUUUCAAGAUGAAAUAUCCCCAGUAUGAGCUGUUGUUCUGUAUACAAGAUGAGAUGGAUGCAGCUUUAAUGAUUGUGCAGAGUCUCAUACAGAAAUACCCUAAAGUAGAUGCUAAGUUAUUUAUAGGUGGAAGAAAAAUUGGAAUAAAUCCCAAAAUAAACAACAUGAUCUUAGGUUACGAAGCUGCUAAACACGAUCUAAUUCUCAUAUCAGAUAGUGGUUUGAAAAUGGGCGAGGACACCCUGCUGGACAUGGUGCUGCUGAUGACAGAGAAGACGGGGCUAGUCCACCAGAUGCCCUACAUCUGUGACAGGAAGGGAUUCUCAUCACAUAUAGAAAAAGUAUAUUUUGGCACCCAACAUGCAAAGAUGUACCUGUGUGCAAAUGGGCUGGGGAUCAACUGCACAACGGGGAUGUCGUGUCUGUUCAGGAAGGAGGUGCUCGAGGAGGCCGGGGGCAUGAACCAUCUGGGACAGUACCUGGCUGAAGACUACAUGAUGGCACAGGCGUUUAUUGAUAGGGGAUGGAAGGUGAGAAUCAGCUCCCAGGCGGCACAGCAGAACUCAGGGAUGUACUCCAUCCCACACUUUCAUGCCAGGCUUAUUAGAUGGACAAAGCUCCGCAUCUCCACAGUGCCCUCCACGAUAGUGAUGGAGCCUAUCUUCCAGUGCAUGUUCCUGGGUGGUAUGGCAUCAUGGGCAGUGUCGUACCUGUUUGACUGGACAGCCCUGGUGUUCUUCCUCAUACACAUCCUGGUGUGGUUCCUCGGGGACUACAUUCUCAUUAAAGUUGUACAGAGGGGCCCGCUGCCAUUCUCCAAGUUUGAGUUUGUGGUAGGUUGGUUAAUGAACGAACUGGUUUCCCCAUAUCUGAUCUUCCAAGCUCACUGGAACCCGGCAGUUACCUGGCGCUCACAGAAGUACCGAAUCCGUUGGGGGGGCAUCACGGAAGAAAUAAAGCCUCCCCCACCAAAACCCGAAGACUGAGUGCUCCAAGCCAGAAAUCUACAGCAUUACGGGGCCUGCAUCCACUGGGUCUGAGAAUGUAACGACAGUGUAUUAAUGGAGACUCUAAGAGACCGCUCUGUUGUUCUUGCCAGUACGUUUAUAUUGGCUCUUGGAGAUGGAUGCUGGACUUUAUUUCUGGGAUCUGUGUGUGAAAUUGCUCAAA
Haliotis rufescens (red abalone) is the source of this 1449-nucleotide messenger RNA. RefSeq names its product ceramide glucosyltransferase-like. Gene Ontology annotation, molecular function: ceramide glucosyltransferase activity. The record is from RefSeq and is a predicted model, not a curated record. Gene Ontology annotation, biological process: glucosylceramide biosynthetic process. NCBI's taxonomy places the organism in Eukaryota, Metazoa, Mollusca, Gastropoda, Lepetellida, Haliotidae. The transcript is spliced from 9 exons. The coding region runs from base 66 to 1265 and encodes 399 amino acids. Gene Ontology annotation, cellular component: membrane.